Cherax quadricarinatus is the source of this 837-nucleotide messenger RNA. RefSeq lists its product as uncharacterized. The record is from RefSeq and is a predicted model, not a curated record. NCBI's taxonomy places the organism in Eukaryota, Metazoa, Arthropoda, Malacostraca, Decapoda, Parastacidae.
GAGUAAGGACUGGGAGUCAGUUCCCUUCAUACCUUUAGUGAAAUAACACUUUCUUUUCCUGGACAGAGAUGGCUGUUGCUUUGUUACUCCAUAUAAUGGGGUGUCUUGCUCUAGUAAAGGGCCAAGUCAUCAGUACUUACGAAGUUCACCCUGCCAUCGUUGUUCCUACACAACCUACUUCUACUCUCACUGUUCAGACUACUGUAACUCACACAUUAAGGGAAACGACUACAUCAGACGUCUGGAUCACGGAUCAAACUCUACUCGCUCUAACAGUGACACAAACCACAACACACUGGGAUUUUAUUCCUAAAGAACCACGAACAGUAACAUCUACAAUCAGGGUCAUUUCAAUACCGGUAGUGUUUGUAACGGCUACAGUUGGAGCAAAUCCCGUGAGCACUAUGGUGUCUAUAUUCAGCCAGUUUGUUACCGUCACUGACACUAUUAAAUACUGGCAGACCAUAACUCAUGUUGACGUCACACAUCAGAUUCAUACGGUUCCUGUUGUGACGACGCAAGACUUGCUACAACAAAUCAUAACUACAAUAACCCAAAUCGUCACUACUACUGUCACCUCUACAACUGCCCGUUACUAUGGUUAAUUGUUAAAUUCCCAUUGUUUAAAAAAAAAAUUGUUUAAUGAGUUUUAGUCGCAAAACAAUUUAACACCUAGAAAUUGUGGACACUAAAUCUUUAAUCUAAUGAUAAAAUCAAGUCACAUUCUGUACUUCGACUACUAGGAAAUGUGAUUUCAUUGGUAACAAUUGUGCAGAGUAGAAUGUUACAAACUAAUAUACCUUCGUUGAUGUAACUUAAUAAAAUAAAACUACUUAA